UCCCACAUUUUUGUGUGAGAGAGAUUGUGAAGAUGAUGAUGGUGAUGCGUAGACACUCAUUCUCCCGCUGCGCCGCCGCCAAAUCCAAAUCCACUCUCUCUCUCACCAACGAACCUCCUCUCCCAAAAAUUCCUGCCUUCGACUACGUCGCCCCACCAAUCACCAUAUACCGGCCCCUCCACCGACGAGAUCCUCGCCAAGCGCGGCCAGUUCCUCAACCCCUCCAUCUUCCAUUCCUUCAAAAAUCCUAGAAAAGAAGGAGAGGGUCAGCUGCUGUUAUCAUCAAUUCAGUGUCAAAAUUGAGAGAUUAAGUGGCAACGUGUAACUCCAUUUUGUGAAAGGUGAGUGCAGAUUUUCAGCUUGGUGCAGUUCUGUUCGAGGCUUCGAUCGGGUAUUCAUCCGUGGUUUGAUUGAGCUGAAAUUCGGACAGUGGGUAGUCGACUUGAAGAUCUUGAUAUUGUACGGUGGGAUUGUUGAUCCGUGAACAGUAAGGUCAGAUUUUCUGGUGUCGAAGUCAGCCCCUGUUUUGGUGAUUUUCUUAUCUUGUUUUGGGUAUUUUGCUUAAGAUUGUUUUAUCAACCUAGUUGGAGUUCAUACUAGUUGCAGAGGUUGGAUAUUUGAUCUUGUAGCAAAAACAUAUUAUAGUGGAGUUUUUGAGUGGACUCUCAAGUCCCGUGGUUUUUCCCUUUUGCUUCGAAAGGGUUUUCCACGUAAAAAUCGUUGUCUCAGUUUAUAUUUCUGCUGAUUGUUUGUCUUUGAUAUUAUCGUGCCAUAUUGUGUUUGAAAUAAUUAUCGGACUUGUGUUAUUGGGAGAGAAAGAACACCGUUUGUGCUUCCGCAGGCUUUGGUUGUUUGGUUUCUUCCCAGCAGAGGUAACUCGACGCGUCUGGCGGGAUCGCCACCGUGGGAUGUGGCCACAGCCACCCCGAGGUGGUGGACGUUGUCGUUAAUCAGAUGAAGCGCCUCCAGCAUCCCAUUGUUCUCUAUCUCAAUCCUGCUAUCGCUGAUUUUACCGAGGCGCUCGCUUCCAAGUUUCCCGGCGAUCUCAAGGUUGUUUUCUUCAUGAAUUCGGGGACGGAGGCGAAAGAGCUGGCCUUGAUGAUGGCGCAAUUGUACAGUGGCUGCCACGAUGUGGUUUCGAUUAGGAACGACUAUCAUGGUAAUGCUGCCGGCACAAUGGUUGCCACUGCUCAAGGAAGCUACAAAUUCAAUGUUGUGCAGACUGGAGUGCAUCAUGCACUGAAUCCAAACCAGUACAGAGGAAUCUUUGGGUUGGACGGGUUGAAGUAUGCAAGAGAUGUGGAUGAUAUAGUCACUUACGGAACGUCUGGUCGUGUUGGUGCCUUCAUUGCUGAAGCCAUCCAGGGUGUUGGUGGGGUCAUGGAGUUGGCUCCGGGAUAUCUUCCUGCUGUCUACGACACCAUAAGAAAGGCAGGUGGCCUUUACAUAUCUGAUGAGGUCCAAUCGGGCUUUGGUUGUACGGGGAGCCAUUUUUGGGGCUUUGAAGCCCAUGGGGUUGUGCAUGAUAUAGUAACCUUGGCCAAGGGCAUUGGGAAUGGAAUGCCACUCGGUGCAGUGGUGACCACGCCCGAGAUUGCAAAGGUCUUGACUCAUCGGAACUAUUUCAACACGUUUGGUGGCAAUCCGGUCCGCAGCGCUGCCGGUCUUGCAGUGCUUAAAGUGAUAGAGAAGGAACAUCUUCAGCAGAAUGCUCUCACUGUCGGGCCGUACCUCAAGGAUCGCCUCGUUUCCUUGAAGAACAAAUACGAGAUCACCAGGGAUGUCAGGGAAAGAGGGUUGAUGCUUGUAAUAGAGCUUGUCACGAACCGGCAGCUGAAAACCCCUGCCAAGGAUGAGACUAUUUAUAUACUGGAACUAAUGAAAGAUUUGGGAGUGGUGAUUGGGAAAGGGUAGUUCUUUGGCAAUGUGUUCAGGAUCACACCGCCCCUCUGCUUCACCGAGGAGGAUGCUAGUUCGUGUUCAUAUCGCAUUGAUUAAUUUCGUUGCAACCUUAUGUUGAUGCUGAUUUAUUAUGUUGAUGCUGAUUUCCUUGUGGAUGCGAUGGACUAUUCAAUGUCGAAGGUAUAGAGUUGGAUCAGUGAAGUAUCUUCCCAGAAUAAAA
Messenger RNA from Salvia splendens (bonfire salvia), 2122 nucleotides. RefSeq names its product alanine--glyoxylate aminotransferase 2 homolog 2, mitochondrial. The record is from RefSeq and is a predicted model, not a curated record. The transcript has 7 exons. Lineage: Eukaryota; Viridiplantae; Streptophyta; Magnoliopsida; Lamiales; Lamiaceae. Gene Ontology annotation, molecular function: transaminase activity; pyridoxal phosphate binding. The coding region runs from base 955 to 1914 and encodes 319 amino acids. Gene Ontology annotation, cellular component: mitochondrion.